AAGCCUUGAAGUCUGCCCAACGAUCGUGGGCAGAAGGCGGGCCUGGUUUGUUGGGGUGUGUGUGUGAGUGUAUAUGUGUGUGUGUCUGGUGGUACUGAGGGGUCCGUGGGGGAGAAGCACAACCGGCCAUGGCAGCGGCGGAGGAAGAGGAUGGGGGCCCCGAAGGGCCAAACCGCGAGCGGGGCGGGGCGGGCGCGACCUUCGAAUGUAAUAUAUGUCUGGAGACCGCUCGCGAAGCUGUGGUCAGCGUGUGUGGCCACCUGUAUUGUUGGCCCUGUCUUCAUCAGUGGCUGGAGACACGGCCAGACAGGCAAGAGUGUCCUGUGUGUAAAGCUGGCAUCAGCAGGGAGAAGGUUGUCCCUCUUUAUGGGCGAGGGAGCCAGAAGCCCCAGGAUCCCAGAUUGAAAACUCCACCCCGCCCUCAGGGCCAGCGACCAGCUCCAGAGAGCAGAGGGGGAUUCCAGCCAUUCGGUGACACCGGGGGCUUUCACUUCUCAUUUGGUGUUGGUGCUUUUCCAUUUGGCUUUUUCACCACCGUGUUCAAUGCCCACGAGCCUUUCCGAAGGGGUGCAGGUGUGGAUCUGGGACAGGGUCACCCAGUCUCCAGCUGGCAAGAUUCCCUCUUCCUGUUUCUCGCCAUCUUCUUCUUUUUCUGGCUGCUCAGUAUUUGAGCUAUGUCUCCCCCUGCCCACCUCUAGCUAGAGGAGAAUCAGUAUUGGGGGUCCCUGCUGGCCCCUCCUUGCUUUUGGACCAUCCCCUCACUUCCAUGACCUAUCUUUGUUAGUUGAGGCCUCCUUCAGGAGGUUGUGGGAAGGAGUGACCAGUCUGCCUAGAAUGGGAGUGCCUGCUGCUCUGUACUGCUGGCCCGGUAGCAUAGUCAUUCCCCACCCUGAAGGACACACUAAAGUCAAGUGCCCAGUCCUCCUUUGCUCCCCCCUCCCCACAUUUCUUGAUUUGAUGUUUAAAGGUGGGCUCUCCCUGACUCUUCCACUUGUUGAUUUAAUUUAAUUUUCCUCUCCUGUCUAAUAUGAGUUCUGACUCUAAAUGUCUCCUUUCCACCCCUUGCUACCUCCUUUAUUACAAAUUCAAUUAAAAAAAAGAUGAAAUAUA
Molecule: messenger RNA, 1110 nt
Organism: Phodopus roborovskii (desert hamster)
Lineage: Eukaryota; Metazoa; Chordata; Mammalia; Rodentia; Cricetidae
Gene: Rnf5
Product: ring finger protein 5
Exons: 6
Coding region: 129-671 (180 amino acids)
Biological process (GO): ubiquitin-dependent protein catabolic process
Cellular component (GO): endoplasmic reticulum
Molecular function (GO): ubiquitin protein ligase activity; ubiquitin-like protein conjugating enzyme binding
Source: RefSeq, a predicted model, not a curated record